ACAUUUCAGUGGGGCAAAAGCCUUUAGCAGCUGCAGCAUCAGGGACUUUGAAACCUUCCUGAAGCAGAACAGGGACUGCCCUUUCAUCAGGCUCACUCUGCGUCAGCCUUCCUACCGCACGGCCAGCUGCGGCAACGGCAUCGUGGAGCCCGGCGAGCAGUGUGACUGCGGGGCGGCGGAGGCCUGUGCGUUAGACAAAUGUUGUACUCCCCAGUGUAACUUCAAACCAGGAAUGAAGUGCUCCUUGGGAUUAUGUUGUGAAAAUUGCCAGUUCAAGCAGAAAAACUCGCAGUGCCGCCCCGCCGCCGACGCGCAGUGUGACCUGGCCGAGUUCUGCAACGGGUCCUCCGCGUCCUGCCCCCCCGACCUGUACGUGCAGGACGGGCACGGCUGUGAGCACGGCACCGGCUACUGCUACAAGGGACGCUGCCAGUCUCCGGACCUGCAGUGCCAGGCGCUCUAUGGGGAAGGUGCAAAAAAUGCUCCUCUGGCUUGUUAUGAAGAAGUCAACAGUCAGCAGGAUAGGUUUGGACACUGUGGCAACCACCCGAAGGAUGGCUAUCAGCCCUGUUCCUGGCCGAAUCUGGGAUGUGGAAAGUUAGUAUGUACAUACCCAAAUCAUAUUCCCUUCACAAAAGUCAAGGGUGCCAUAAUUUAUGCUCAAGUGCAAGAACAUCUGUGCGCGUCUUUCGAUUUUAUGCGUGGACCCACAGCUCUAGAUCCUCUCCUGGUGAAAGAAGGAACAAAAUGUGGUUCUGGAAAGGUUUGUAUGAAUGGCACGUGCCACCCACAUUCAGUCCUGAAGUAUGACUGCGAGGUGCAGAAAAAAUGCCACGGGCAUGGAGUGUGCAAUAACAAGAAGAACUGCCACUGCGAUCCGGGCUGGAACCCCCCCCAGUGCAAGACUCAAGGAUCCUCUGUAGGCAGCAGCAUCGACAGCGUGCUGGGCCCCGAUCGUAUCGCAAAAAGCUCUGCCCUGGCCGUGCUGAAGAACUGGCCGCUGCUGAGCUUUGAUGGCAUCCUCCUCGCCCUGGCCUGUGGCAUCAUCGUGAUUAUGAAGUGGAGCUGGCUGAAAAGAUUCUGUGCAAGGAGGGGAUCGCAAAUGGAUGG
This is a messenger RNA of Fulmarus glacialis (Northern fulmar), 1110 nucleotides long. RefSeq names its product disintegrin and metalloproteinase domain-containing protein 9-like. The transcript is spliced from 8 exons. The annotation marks the transcript as partial. The record is from RefSeq and is a predicted model, not a curated record. Lineage: Eukaryota; Metazoa; Chordata; Aves; Procellariiformes; Procellariidae. Gene Ontology annotation, biological process: cell adhesion; binding of sperm to zona pellucida. Gene Ontology annotation, cellular component: plasma membrane.